Penicillium brevicompactum is the source of this 1224-nucleotide messenger RNA. Its product is annotated as iron-sulfur cluster-binding protein, rieske family domain protein. The transcript is spliced from 3 exons. NCBI's taxonomy places the organism in Eukaryota, Fungi, Ascomycota, Eurotiomycetes, Eurotiales, Aspergillaceae. Bases 1 to 1224 code for a protein of 407 amino acids. The record is from RefSeq and is a predicted model, not a curated record. Gene Ontology annotation, molecular function: 2 iron, 2 sulfur cluster binding; iron ion binding.
AUGACUUCCACAAUUUCAUCCCUCUUUGGCUACAAGCCAAAUAUCCUCGGAGCACCAAAGGCUCCCGAGGGACCACCGAAGGCCCUCCCUGCCUCGUGGUAUCGCUCCCCAGAAAUCGUCGGGCCAUCUUUUUCAAAAAAAUGGAUCUUGAUCACCCACAAGCUGCGGUUUGAGAAGCCGGGAGACUAUCAUCGGUUUGAGGAGGCUGGAUUUUCGUUUUUCCUGUGUCUUGACCGUGAAGGUAAGCUGAAUGGGUUUCACAACAUCUGCCGCCAUCGCGCGUUCCCUUUGGUGUCUCAAGAUGAUGGUAAUGCCAAAAUCCUCUCGUGCAAGUAUCAUGGCUGGUCAUACGGACUCAACGGGAAGUUGGCCAAGGCACCCAAGUUUGACGAUGUCCCCGGCUUCAACAAGAGCGAGCAAAGUCUGUUCCCAGUACACGUCCACGUUGAUGCGUUAGGGUUCAUCUGGGUCAACCUCGACUCAUCUCCGACCUCGAUCCCAUGGGAAGAGGAUUUCAAGGGCGUCGACACGCAAGAGAGAUUCCAGAAGUUCGAUUUCAGCCAGUACACGUUCGACCACACUUGGCAUAUGACCGGCAACUAUAAUUGGAAGACUUUGGCGGACAACUACAAUGAAUGCUACCAUUGCGCCGUUGCGCACCCAGAUGUAGCAAACUUAGCCGAUCUUUCAUAUUACUACACCGUUUCGAAGCCCGGACACAUCCAACACUUCUCGCGACCCAAGGAGGACAAGGCGGAUGAGGAUAUUGAAAAUGCCAGCACGUAUUAUUUUCCCAAUGCGUGUAUGACCGUUUCACCCCACUUCUUCUAUAUGAUGCGAUGCGUCCCGACUUCGGCCGGAACUUGCUCCAUGGAGUAUGAAGUAUACCGUCACAAGGGGGCUUCGGAUGAUGAUUUUGAGCACAUUGAUUCGUUCUUCAAACGGGUGUUGGAUGAGGACAAGCAUCUGUGCAACGCUGCGCAGAGGAAUCUCAACUCUGGGGUAUUUGUCAACGGACAGCUGCAUCCAGAUCUUGAGAGUGCGCCGCUUUUCUUUCAGAACACAGUUAGGGGCUUACUGAUAGCUCACCGGGAUCAAGAAAAGCGCGAGAAAGUUGAAAUCUGGCCAGCGCGUCAAAGUUCUGCAGGCUCGGCUACGGCCGAGGACAUUGAGUUUUGUUCGGGACUUUCGUGCGGAGAAGGGUCGAGUAGUCUCGAAUGGUAA